AUGGCGGUGGCUGCAGCAGCGGUUGGUGUCAGGCUCCGAGACUGCUGCAGCCGGGGCGCUGUGCUCCUGCUCUUCUUUUCCCUGUCCCCUCGGCCCCCGGCCGCCGCCGCCUGGCUGCUGGGCCUGCGGCCCGAGGACACCGCUGGAGGCCGCGUGUCUCUGGAGGGGGGCACCCUGCGCGCCGCCGAAGGCACCAGCUUCCUCCUGCGCGUCUAUUUCCAGCCCGGGCCCGCGGCGCCCGUGGCGCCGGUGCCCGCACCCACCCUUUCCCCGGGGGAGAACGGCACCGGUGACUGGGCUCCACGGCUCGUGUUUAUCGAGGAGCCUCCGGGCGGAAGCGGCGCGGUACCCAGCGCCGUCCCCACGCGCCCCCCGGGGUCUCAGCGCUGCCGCGAGCAGAGCGACUGGGCAUCGGACGUGGAGGUCCUGGGGCCCCUGCGUCCCGGAGGCGUGGCGGGCUCAGCUCUAGUCCAGGUGCGGGUGCGGGAACUGCGUAAGGGCGAGGCAGAGCGAGGCGGCGCGGGCGGUGGCGGGAAGCUCUUCUCGCUGUGCGCCUGGGACGGGCGCGCCUGGCACCACCACGGCGCCGCCGGCGGCUUCCUGCUGCGCGUCCGCCCGCGGCUCUACGGCCCGGGCGGAGACCUGCUGCCCCCCGCGUGGCUGCGGGCGCUCGGAGCGCUCCUGCUGCUCGCCCUGUCUGCCCUGUUCAGCGGCCUGCGCCUGAGCCUGCUCUCGCUGGACCCGGUGGAGUUACGGGUGCUGCGGAACAGCGGCUCGGCCGCCGAGCAGGAGCAGGCGCGCCGAGUGCAGGCCGUGCGCGGCAGGGGGACCCAUCUGCUCUGCACCCUGCUCCUGGGCCAAGCCGGAGCCAACGCGGCCCUGGCGGGCUGGCUGUACGCGUCGCUGCCGCCGGGCGUCGGGGACACCGGGGAAGACUACGGCGACGCGGGGAUUCACUUCCCGUGGCUGCCGGCGCUCGUGUGCACCGGCGCCGUGUUCCUGGGUGCUGAGAUCUGCCCCUACUCAGUGUGUUCGCGGCAUGGGCUGGCCAUCGCCUCACACAGCGUGUGCCUGACCCGGCUCCUGAUGGCGGCCGCCUUUCCCCUGUGCUACCCGCUGGGCCGCCUGCUGGACUGGGCGCUGCGCCAGGAAAUCAGCACUUUCUACACGCGGGAGAAGCUGCUGGAGACCCUGCGGGCCGCGGACCCUUACAGUGACCUGGUGAAAGAGGAGCUCAACAUCAUCCAGGGCGCCCUGGAGCUGCGCACCAAGGUGGUGGAGGAGGUGCUGACCCCCCUUGGGGACUGCUUCAUGCUGCGCUCCGACGCUGUGCUGGAUUUCGCCACUGUCUCCGAGAUCCUGCGCAGCGGCUACACUCGCAUCCCCGUGUACGAGGGCGAUCAGCGGCACAACAUUGUGGACAUUCUGUUUGUCAAGGACUUGGCCUUCGUGGAUCCCGACGACUGCACGCCGCUCCUCACGGUCACCCGUUUCUACAACCGGCCCCUGCACUGCGUCUUCAGUGAUACCAGGCUGGACACGGUGCUGGAGGAGUUUAAGAAGGGAAAGUCUCACCUGGCCAUUGUCCAGCGGGUGAAUAAUGAGGGAGAGGGGGACCCCUUCUAUGAAGUGAUGGGCAUUGUCACCCUGGAGGACAUCAUCGAGGAGAUCAUCAAGUCGGAGAUCCUGGAUGAAACUGACCUCUACACCGACAAUCGGAAAAAGCAGAGGGUCCCACACCGGGAGAGGAAGCGGCACGACUUCUCCUUGUUUAAGCUUUCUGACUCAGAGAUGAGGGUGAGGAUCUCGCCACAGCUUCUGCUGGCCACGCACCGAUUCAUGGCGACAGAAGUGGAGCCAUUUAAGUCUCUGUACCUCUCGGAGAAGAUCCUGCUCCGGCUCCUGAAACACCCCAACGUGAUCCAGGAGCUGAAGUUUGAUGACAAGAACAAGAAGGCCCCGGAACACUACCUCUACCAGCGCAACCGUCCAGUAGACUACUUUGUGCUGCUUCUGCAGGGUAAAGUGGAGGUGGAGGUUGGUAAGGAAGGCCUUCGCUUCGAGAACGGAGCCUUCACCUACUAUGGUGUCCCAGCCAUCAUGACCACUGCUUGCUCAGAUAACGAUGUGCGGAAGGUUGGAAGUCUGGCUGGAUCCUCUGUCUUUCUGCCCGUCUCUGUGUCUCGUACCUUCGCCUUCAGCAGAGGGGACUCUCUGGCAGGCUCCCCAGUAAACCGGUCCCCUUCCCGCUGCAGCGGGCUGAACCGCUCAGAGUCUCCGAACCGUGAGCGCAGCGACUUUGGGGGGAGCAACACCCAGCUGUGUAGCAGCAGCAACAACCUCUACACACCUGACUACUCAGUCCACAUCCUCAGCGACGUGCAGUUUGUGAAGGUCACGCGGCAGCAGUACCAGAAUGCGCUCACUGCCUGCCACAUGGACAGCUCACCCCAGUCCCCCGACAUGGAGGUGUUCACUGAUGGAGACUCCACCAAGGCCCCCAUGACCCGGGGCACACCCCAGACCCCCAAGGAUGACCCUGCCGUCACCCUCCUGAGCAAUAGGAAUAGCCUGCCGUGCAGCCGCUCAGAUGGGCUGAGAAGCCCCAGUGAGGUCGUGUACUUGAGGAUGGAGGAGAUGGCCUUCACCCAGGAGGAAAUGACGGACUUCGAGCAGCAGAGCACACAGCACCUCUCGCUGUCUCCUGCAACUGUUCCUCCGAGAGCAGCAUCAGAUAGUGAAUGCUGUCCUAUCAACCUGGACACAGAGACCAGCCCCUGCAGCAGCGACUUUGAGGAAACCAUGGGCAAGAAGUUGCUGAGAACCUUGAGUGGUCGAAAAAGGAAGAAGUCAUCAGAUGGAGAGAGAGCCUCUGAGGAGAAGUCCAACUUAACGCCUCUUAUCACAUGACAGAGCAGUCCGCGUUCGCUGGGUGUGUGAGAUUCCAGCGCUCUGGGGAGAACCCAUCGUCCCAUCAUCUGCUUCUCCCCAAGGCCUCCCUGACAGAGCAUUCUGCUUUCCUUACCGCCUCUUCACCCCUCGCUGUCGGUUUGGCAGGUUUUCCCUCGUUGCCUCCAGUUUGACUCAGAGCCUUGCGGUGGCCAUAACGGAAUGAGGUGCCUCCGUGGAACAUGCUAGAAAUGGUCUUAUCCACAGCACAGUCUGGGACGAGAGAAGAAAUGACCCCAGGCUGACAAUGCCACUCUAGGAGCCCUGACGCCCUUUUUGUUCUUUGGUGUCCCCUGGCACCAUAGUUCAUGCUUAGCUUAGGUCAGAAGGUGCCACUGGCAGACGGGCACAAAGGAGGCUGCAGCAGCAGACAGGAAGCUUAGCUCAGGAGAUGCACCAACAAUCCCUUCAGAACAUUAGAGCAACGGAACUCAGUCACGUUGGCGUGUGAAGUUACAGGACAGAAAACUGUCAGUGACCAGUUUCCUGUUAGAUAAGGGUUCCAGCAGCCUGGGAGGUGUGUCUCAGCUGGAAUGGAAAGAAUGUGAGAUGGGACCUCAAGUCACUGUAUUUCCCAGGGACACAUCUAUUUUGGCUCCUGAUCAAUAGUCAUCAAUCCCUCAAUAAAUCUGCUCUGGAAGAGGAGGAACAGGGAGCAGAGAAACCCAUUUGGGAGCCAGAGAUGGAACCUCAGGUUUUAAGUUAAAAAAAAAAAUUAUGCGGAAAAGUUUUUAGCCAUGACAAACCAAAGAGUGCCCAGGUCGGCCAAGAAGGAUGCAAGCUCUCAUGGGACUUAAGUGUGUAUUACACUGGAACAUUGAAGAAUCACUCUUCUUUUUUUCAUCUAUUCCCCCCACCCCCCACCCUUACUCCACUCCAGCAAGUCGGCUGAGUGUACUUUAUUCCAAGAAUAUACCAGAUCUCUAGUUUUUCACCUGAUGUUGGGGCAGAUGCAAUUCCAAGUAUUACCACCAGAUGGCAGGAUGACUGCACAGACCUACUUGAAGCAUAAACUUGUUCUGAUCAGGAACCACACAGCCAGCCUUAGGGAAAAUGUGAAAGUAAGACAAGGUUGUCUUCUGGACACCUGCCUCCCUUUCUGAUGUAUAUCCCACCCCUUGGGUUCCCUAGAUCAGGGAGCCAGGGAUCUAGUGAUCCAGUACUACCUGCUGAUCUCCAAACCAUUCCCUAACUUUUCUCUGGGGUAUAUCAUUCAGGCUUUCCUCACCUUCCUCCAAAACCAUUAUUCCGACCUCCCCACACCCAAUCAAUCAAUAAUCACAUGGGGAGUGGGAAGGCUGAUAAUUCCUCUGGGUUAUUUGCAUCUCAAAAGAAAAUGCUUACCCACAGGAACCUUUAACUCAGGGGUUCUUAACUUGGGGUCCAUCAGUCCAGGGGCUCCACUGUUGGACUUCAGAGGCUCUGUGAAACCCCUAACUCUGUCAGAACUUAGAGCCUCCAUUCUGUGUGUGUUUUCCAGAGGGCUAAAGAUUUCAUAGGAUUCUUAAAGGUCUCAGACCCACAAAGUGUUAAAACCCACUAUUUUAACUAGUGGAACUUUCAGCCCAGAGUUUCUGCAAUGCAGAGUGAAGUGAAUACUGGGUAGUUCGAGACAGAUUUUUAGUUGUAAAUGGUCUUCUUAAGUGUCCAUCAAAUCGAUGGGGAAAGCUGGCACCCACCAAGUGGAAGUCAUCAGAAAUCCUUGGCACACCCUAUGGUAUUGUACAGCCUACACCUCACAUAACUUGGUCCCUCCUCCCCCGCCAAACCAGAGCAGGUGUUACAGACAGGAGGGGCACAGCAUGUGGAAGUAGAUUUUCCAGCUCGAGAUGCCUUUUUCAGCAAUGUAUUGUGACUUCACAUCCCUUGCCUGGCUCUGCCUGAGGCUCAGCAGUGCAUGACUUUUUGUAGAUAACUCACAGCUACCACCCACCCCCAACACCUACUCUUGCCUGGUAGAAACAGGCAAAGUGUCAGCCCUCAGUGCUGGGUACCUCCGACCUAAACCAGUAAACAGUGAGUUUCAAACAAGGACUGCCAUCAUGCAGUUGUCUUGCCCAGCUGGCCAGUGGCCCAAGGGGGCCUGCCUGGCUAGUCUUCCUUUCAUUACCCCUUAGGCCACUGCUGUUGCAUUAAUCCCUUUGCAAAAUGCCUAAGGAGCCUGUCAUCACUCCCCUCCCUAUUCCCUGCCCCAA
Messenger RNA from Hippopotamus amphibius kiboko, 5144 nucleotides. RefSeq names its product cyclin and CBS domain divalent metal cation transport mediator 1 (gene CNNM1). The record is from RefSeq and is a predicted model, not a curated record. The coding region runs from base 1 to 2910 and encodes 969 amino acids. Gene Ontology annotation, biological process: magnesium ion homeostasis; transport. The transcript is spliced from 12 exons. Gene Ontology annotation, molecular function: transmembrane transporter activity. Gene Ontology annotation, cellular component: plasma membrane. NCBI's taxonomy places the organism in Eukaryota, Metazoa, Chordata, Mammalia, Artiodactyla, Hippopotamidae.